AUCGCAUCGGUCACAGGACCUAUUUGGUCGGUGCAGAGGUCACCUUGGAGCUUGAAUUCAUUAUUAUUUUGAAUUCUCCGCCGAAUUUGUGAUUUGCCAAGUGAGAAAAAAGUGUACAGCUCUACGAUUGUAUUUUUUCAUUGGAUGCUAGAUACUUAAAAAGUUGCGAUUUUAAUUCGGAGAUAAUAGGCUAAGAUGACAGAAAAAACCGGUGCCAAAUUUAUAGAAAGGGGGGCCCAUAAGGGCAAGGGAAUUGCCGUAUUCACUAGCGGUGGUGACUCGCAAGGUAUGAAUGCAGCUGUCAGGGCUGUUGUACGAAUGGGGAUAUAUCUAGGCUGCAAAGUUUAUUUCAUUCGCGAGGGUUAUCAAGGUAUGGUAGAUGGAGGAGAACACAUAAUCGAGGCGAAUUGGUCUUCUGUUAGCUGCAUUAUUCACAAAGGUGGGACAAUUAUUGGCUCUGCUCGUUGUCAAGAUUUCAGGGAGCGUCCCGGUCGGUUGAAGGCCGCUAAAAAUUUGGUGGAAAAGGGAAUCACGAAUUUGGUGGUGAUCGGAGGUGAUGGUUCCCUCACGGGCGCUGAUCUCUUUCGACAAGAGUGGAGCUCUCUGCUCGACGAGCUGCUCCAGACAGGGCAAAUCACCAAGGAACAAAGGGAGAAAUGUAAAACAUUACAAAUAGCCGGCUUGGUCGGUUCAAUAGACAACGAUUUUUGCGGUACGGACAUGACGAUCGGUACGGAUACUGCAUUGCACAGGAUCAUCGAAGCGACCGACGCAAUAGUGAGCACGGCUUAUUCCCAUCAGCGCACGUUUAUCAUGGAGGUUAUGGGCAGGCAUUGCGGUUACCUAGCCCUAGUUGCCGCCCUUACUAGCGAGGCCGAUUACGUAUUUAUACCGGAAGACCCCGCGGGCGUCGAUUGGCCCCAACGUUUGUGCAAAAAGCUUAUGCAGGAACGAAAUGUAGGUCAGCGAUUAAACAUAAUCAUAGUCGCUGAAGGUGCUAUCGAUCGUAAUGGUCAACCCAUCACCGCGGAGCAGAUCAAGAAGGUGGUCGUCGACAACCUCCAGCAGGACACCAGGAUAACCGUUUUGGGGCACGUCCAGCGGGGCGGCAACCCGUCGGCCUUUGACAGGGUGUUGGGCUCGAGGAUGGGGGCGGAAGCGGUGAUGGCGCUGAUGGAGGCGGACGAGAACUCCGAACCCUGCGUCAUUUCGUUGGACGGAAAUCAGGCGGUCAGGUUGCCGCUGAUGGAGUGCGUGAAACAGACGAAAGCGGUUGCGCAGGCGAUGGCGGAUAAGGAAUGGGAGAAAGCUGUCCAACUACGUGGAAAAUCGUUCAUGCGUAAUUUGGAAACGUACAAGCUGUUGACGCGCCUGAAACCACCGAAGAGCGCCUUCGACGAUCAAGGCCAGGGAAGGGAAGGCUACACGAUGGCCGUGAUGCAUAUCGGGGCGCCCUCUUGCGGGAUGAACGCGGCCGUGCGCUCGUUUGUCCGGAACUGCAUAUACCGCGGCGACACCGUCUUGGGUAUACACGACGGCAUCGAGGGACUGAUUGCUGGAAACAUCAAGCACAUGAAUUGGUCAGACGUCACCGGCUGGGUGGGGGUGGGCGGCGCUUACCUAGGCACCAAGCGUACCUUGCCCGGGAAUCGUAUGGGCUUGAUAGCGUCCCGUCUGGUCGAAUUCGGGAUCCAGGCGUUGCUUAUCAUCGGCGGUUUCGAGGCUUACCAAGCGGCGUUGCAGUUCACGGAGAACCGCGACGAGCACCACGCGUUCCGCAUACCCAUAAUGGUGAUACCGAGUACCAUCUCAAACAACGUGCCCGGUACAGAGUUCUCGUUGGGGUGCGAUACGGCCCUCAACGAAAUUACCGAGAUAUGCGACCGCAUAAGGCAGUCGGCGCAGGGCACUAAGCGGAGGGUGUUUGUCAUCGAAACUAUGGGCGGUUACUGCGGGUAUUUGGCUACCCUAUCGGGUCUGGCGGGCGGAGCGGACGCAGCUUACAUUUACGAAGAGAAGUUUACCAUCAAAGAUCUGCAACAGGACGUUUACCACAUGGCCACGAAAAUGUCCGAGGGCGUGCAACGCGGUUUGAUUUUGCGUAACGAGAAGGCGUCCGACAACUACAACACCGAGUUCAUAUACCGUCUGUACUCUGAGGAGGGCAAGGGUCUUUUUAGUGCCAGAAUGAACGUCUUAGGUCACAUGCAGCAGGGCGGCUCGCCCACGCCUUACGACCGCAACUUGGGCACCAAAAUGGCGGCCAAAGCGGUGGACUGGCUCGUUUGUCAGCUGAAAAACAACACGGACCACGAGGGCAAAAUCUCGUGCACCGACCCGAACACCGCGUGCCUCUUGGGCAUCGUCAAACGCAUGUACAAGUGCACCUCGCUACAGGCGCUCAAGGAACAAACCAAUUUUGAGCACCGCAUACCCAAAGACGAAUGGUGGCUCAAACUGCGUCCCCUGUUGCGUAUCUUGUCUAAGCACGACUCGACGUACGAAGAGGAAGGCAUGUAUAUGACGAUCGAGGAUCGUAACAUCCACGACGCGAUUCAUUUGUAAUGAGUCGCGUCGUUUUUUCCUCCACGCCUUCUGCUAAUUUUAACGCUUUGUCAUUUGUAUGUAAUUAAAGUAGAAAUUAACGUCCGGAAAAUAGUAUUAGGAACUAAAGUGAUUGUUUCGCUCGGGUUCUGAUAGGUAUCGGAUAAAUUGAACACAGGUACGACCAAGUGAGAGAUUUGCAUUUUUCUAUGGUGAGUACCGAAGUGUCUAUGUUAUCGGGAUAGGUGACGGCGCCUGUGUUCAAUUUAUCUACGAGCUAUUUGGUUCCGAGAAUUGCGACCGCGUGUUUACUAAUCCACUGAAUUCAAUCAAUGGCUCAAACACUAUGGUCAGCCCACUGAAUAAAAUUAUAAGCACACGUCUCUUUACAUGUAUAUCGUCGACAGGUAUUACAAAAGUAUUACAAGAUUGCACAUUUCACACGAAAGCCGUUUUAAAUUUUUAACUGAAACUAAUAGGUAGCGGUGGUGGUGUUUCUCCCAAAAUAAACGAGCGACCAGGUAUUGUUGGCGUAUUACCUUUCUGGAAUGACAUCACGCUGGUUUGAAAUAACGUAUUUCUUUUUUUUUUCUGUAUCCCUCCUCGAUCAGUUGUUGUUGAGUCGAACUAAGUUAUGUUGUAUUUAAAGCUCGUUAAAUUGCAUUAUUAUGCAACUUUUUUCAGUCGAAAAAAGGCCAAGAUAUUUAAAAUUCUUACCUGUGAUUGCUGUCAUAUCUUCGCGGUAUCUUGCAAAGAGUCGGAUAUAUAUUCUGAAAGGCACACAACCAAAACCCGCAUUGACUGUUAUAAAUAAAUAAAUUCCUACUUUUGUCUCUGUCAGUUGACAUAGAUUAAACGAAAUAACCAAAAAUGACGUCAUUCCCGAAAGUCAAUGCGCUAACUGUAGCAUACGGUUUCGAACAAUAUUUUUUUUUUGUUUCAUGGUUCUUUAUACAAUUUAUCAAAAGAAUAUUUUUGAAGCCUAAAUGAAUACCAAGUGAUUAAAAUUUGAAAUUUGGUGAUCCAACAAUCUUACCGAGUUUAAGCUAAAUUGACUCAGUUUAGGUCAAGCGCACAGGUAGGGACACAAGAUGUCGUCGCCGAUAUCAGAUUAAAACCUCACUUUCUCACUUAAAGGCAAAAUCAGUUUUUCCGCCGCAUAUUGUACCGGAAACAUCAAAAAAUCAGCAGAUAUCAACCAAAACCGGUCUGGGUUAAAUAGCAGUUUUUUUCUUUUUGAUUUCGCAGUCCCGGAAUCGAAGCGCAGCAGUGAAUUUAAAAUUUACACCGACGAUUUAUAUUAUAUGUAUAUAUUUAUUUGUAUAGGCUAGGCGGUUUGUGUUUAUGUAACAAUAUUUACUACUAUUUAUGUCUGAAAGA
This is a messenger RNA of Cylas formicarius (sweet potato weevil), 3924 nucleotides long. RefSeq names its product ATP-dependent 6-phosphofructokinase. Gene Ontology annotation, molecular function: identical protein binding; ATP binding; fructose-6-phosphate binding. The transcript is spliced from 16 exons. Bases 196 to 2565 code for a protein of 789 amino acids. Gene Ontology annotation, cellular component: 6-phosphofructokinase complex; cytoplasm. The record is from RefSeq and is a predicted model, not a curated record. Gene Ontology annotation, biological process: fructose 1,6-bisphosphate metabolic process; fructose 6-phosphate metabolic process; canonical glycolysis. Lineage: Eukaryota; Metazoa; Arthropoda; Insecta; Coleoptera; Brentidae.